Molecule: messenger RNA, 1234 nt
Organism: Rosa rugosa (rugosa rose)
Lineage: Eukaryota; Viridiplantae; Streptophyta; Magnoliopsida; Rosales; Rosaceae
Exons: 2
Coding region: 295-993 (232 amino acids)
Molecular function (GO): S-adenosylmethionine-dependent methyltransferase activity
Source: RefSeq, a predicted model, not a curated record
GUGAGUACGUGGUGUCCUUCACGUCUCAUAUUACCUCCAAUUUCUUAAAUCAACUGGUACCAAACUUUGAGAGUUAAAGAGAGAUAUGGCGGAUCUGUUCAUCAAACAAUCAAAGCAGUACGCUGUGGCUCGGCCAGGUUACUCAGAAAAGCUGUUUCAGUUCAUUGCUUCCAAGGCUGCCGCCCACGACCUUGCAUGGGACGUCGGCACCGGUAGUGGCCAGGCUGCCCGAUCCAUAAAUUUCUCAUCUCACAUCCCAAAUUUCAAACCUUAAUCUAUUGGUUCCGGAAAGUAAUGAUCCUCUUUUCCUGGAUGGGCAAUUUGCUGUCCAAAUUGCAUAACUAUAGGGAACUAGCUGAGAUCUUCAAUAAUGUGGUGGCAACAGACACAAGCCAAAAACAACUUGAAUGCGCUCCAAAACUCCCCAAUGUUCGCUAUGAGCACACUCCUCCGGUCCUGACCAUACCUGAAAUUGAACGAAAAUUGGCCUCAAAAUCUAGUGUUGAUUUAGUGACCAUUGCACAAGCCCUGCAUUGGUUUGACCUCCCAAGUUUCUACGAGCAAGUGAAAUGGGUGCUGAAGAAACCCCAUGGGGUCAUUGCUGCAUGGUGCUACACUGUGCCUAGAGUUAACAACAAUGUAGACACCGUCUUCAAUCGGUUCUAUUCCAUUGAUGUCGAACCCUACUGGGAUCGGGCGCGUAAAUUAGUGGACAACAGGUACAGCACCGUUGAUUUUCCGUUUGAGCCGGUUAGGGGAGAAGGCAGUACAGGACCGUUUGAGUUUGUGACGGAGAGAUUGAUGGAUUUGGAUGGAUUUUUCACGUACAUAAGGUCGUGGUCAGCAUAUCAGACGGCUAAGGACAAGGGUGUUGAGCUUCUGAGUGACGAUGUGAUGGAGGAAUUUAAGCAAGCUUGGAAUGCUGGUGGCGGAGAUGAACAGAAGGCUGUGAACUAUCCUGUCUAUUUAAGAGUCGGAAGAGUGGGGAAUUGAAUUAGUGUUGUUGAUGGAGUAUGUGUUCUGUUCUAAUGUUGGGUAGUGUGAAUUGAACACACCAAUUGCAGUCGAUAUGCGGAUUUGUCAGUUUAAUUGUUUGAAUCAUGCUACUGUAGGUAGGUCGAGGUUAUUUUUGCUUACUUUUGUUUUCAGUUACUUAAAAAAAGGGCGCAGUAAACUCUAUAAUGAAACUUACUUUUGCUCGGAUUUUGUUUUCCUGUUUAUGCUGAAUAUGGCC